UAGGACCGGCGAGCACGUUGAUUUCGGUCAUUUCAUCUGAGACGCCGUGACGUGCGCAUCGUAGCGACCCUGAACUUCACAUAGAAACUUGCAAAGUAGCCACGCAGUCAGGUGGAAAUAUAACAUCGAACAAUAUCAUCACAGAGCAACUGCAAUACCCUCAAGCUUAAAACGAGUCCAGCAACAUGGCAGAUUACGUGAUCAGUGAUGCGAGUCAGGAUGAGAAGGACCUUAUUCCAAAAGAUGGCCUUUCAGCCGCUCAACUCCUGUCUGGUGGAAACGGAUUGACAUAUAAUGACUUUAUUAUUCUCCCAGGGUACAUAGAUUUCACUGCUAAUGAGGUUGACCUUUCUUCGCCUCUCACUAAAAAGAUUAUCUUAAAAGUACCUCUGGUCUCUUCUCCGAUGGACACGGUUACUGAAUCCGAUAUGGCGAUAGCUAUGGCUCUGUCUGGUGGAAUAGGUAUAAUCCAUAACAACUGCACCGCAGAGUUUCAGGCGAACGAAGUUCAGAAAGUGAAAAAAUAUGAACACGGAUUUAUCAGAGAUCCGGUUGUCCUAUCGCCAAACCAUACUGUGCUCGAUGUCCAUAAUGUGAAAACUAAGCAUGGUUUUUGCGGCAUCCCGAUAACAGAGACCGGCAAACUAGGGGGAAAACUUGUGGGUAUCGUCACAUCUAGGGAUAUUGACUUUCUCCAGGACACGUCGAGCCAACAGAAUCUCAAGCUGGUACAUGUGAUGACUAGAUUGAACAAUUUGAUAACUGGGACCUCCGGGGUGACAUUACAGGAAGCUAAUUCCAUUCUAGAAAAAUCAAAGAAGGGUAAACUGCCAAUAGUGAAUAAUAAAGGUGAACUUGUUGCUCUGAUGGCUAGGACGGACUUGAAAAAGAACCGGAGCUACCCAAAUGCCAGCAAGGAUGAAAACAAGCAGCUCCUGGUUGGUGCAGCGAUCGGAACCCGUGAGGAAGAUAAAGAUAGGCUGCGACUGCUGGCAGCUUCGAAAGUCGAUGUGAUCGUCAUAGACUCGUCUCAAGGGAAUUCUCAAUACCAAAUCGACAUGAUUAAAUACAUCAAGUCCAAGUAUCCAGAGCUGCAAGUAAUCGCGGGUAAUAUUGUCACAAGAAUGCAAGCAAGAAACCUCAUACAAGCUGGGGCUGACGGUCUUAGAGUCGGUAUGGGAUCAGGAUCGAUUUGUAUAACUCAAGAAGUAACUGCAGUCGGUAGAGCUCAGGCUACAGCUGUGUACAGUGUCUCAGAUUACGCUAAAAAUUUUGGAGUCCCUGUGAUAGCCGAUGGUGGUAUACAGACUAUUGGACACAUAAUCAAGGCGAUGAGUUUGGGUGCGAGUACUGUGAUGAUGGGAUCGCUGCUUGCGGGAACAUCGGAGGCUCCAGGAGAGUAUUUCUUUAGUGAUGGAGUCCGUUUGAAGAAAUACAGAGGAAUGGGGUCGCUGGAUGCUAUGAACCGAAAAGAUGCGAAUGGUUCGGCAAUGGAUCGAUAUUUUCAUAAUGAAAUGGACAAAAUGAAGGUGGCGCAGGGGGUCAGCGGGUCAAUAGUUGACAAGGGUACAGUCCUAAAAUUUUUACCGUACCUUCAAUGUGGCAUUAGGCAUGGAUGCCAGGAUAUUGGCGCAAAAUCUGUAUCCACCUUGCACCACAUGUUGUACAAUGAGGAGCUUAAAUUUGAAAGGAGAACGCAGUCGGCACAGUUGGAAGGAAAUGUACACAGCUUAUUUUCAUAUGAAAAGAGAUUGUACUGA
Molecule: messenger RNA, 1760 nt
Organism: Diprion similis
Lineage: Eukaryota; Metazoa; Arthropoda; Insecta; Hymenoptera; Diprionidae
Product: inosine-5'-monophosphate dehydrogenase-like
Exons: 2
Coding region: 186-1760 (524 amino acids)
Biological process (GO): GTP biosynthetic process
Cellular component (GO): cytoplasm
Molecular function (GO): IMP dehydrogenase activity
Source: RefSeq, a predicted model, not a curated record